AUGGCGGGGUUAAGUCAGGGAAGGUCAUAUCGUACCCAAUUGUUUAAUGAGAUAUUUGAUUUUAGUGAAGAUGAUAGUUUGUUCGCUGAAGAUGUGGAGGAAGAUGAAUCAGCUGGUGAUCAAGAUAUGAACGAAGGAGGCAUUGGAGCAGUAGCAAACACUAAUGCUAUUGAAAAAGGUCCUCUAACAGGGAUGUUAUUUCCUUGUAUCAGCACUAUGUUCAACUUCUAUAAAGAACAUGCUAGAUUGAAAGGUUUUAGUGUUUUCAAAAGAUCAGCAGUUAAUGUACAGGGUGGAUCUGGCAAAUAUCAAACAAUUAGUUGCGAUAAAGGAAGGAAACCAAUUGGUGCGAAAUCAUCAAAAAGGAUAAAUUGUCCUGCAAAGAUUAAUGCAAUCCUAAGAGAAAAUGGAAUGUCACUAAAUAUGGAUAUGAAGAGGAGAUUGGAGGCAAACGAUAUAGCUGGCAUAAGACCCGCAAAAAGCAUUAGGUUGCUUGAAGUUCAAGCAGAUGGACCAGAAAAUUUAAGUUGUUUGUCAAAGGAUUGUCGAAACUUCAUUGAGCGAAAGAGGAGGCUGCGACUUGGUGAUGGUGAUGCUGAGGCUAUACGUAAGCUUUCAAAUGUUCUAUGGGUUCAUCCUCGUAGUCGAGCUGCUUACGAGGAAUUCAAUGAUGUUGUUAGUUUUGACACUACUUACCUUGUUAAUCGAUACAAGUUGCCAUUUGCCACCAUUGUUGGAGUAAAUCAUCAUGGGCAACCUAUUUUAUUAGGAUGCGCCUUGAUCUCACAUGAAGAUGUAAACACUUUUAAGUGGUUUUUCAUGACGUGGCUUGAAGCAAUGGAAGAUGUUCAUCCUAAUUCUAUUCUUACAGAUCAAUGCGAGAGCAUGAGGAAAGCCAUUAGGGAGGUAAUGCCUAAUACUAGACACAGAUUUUGCUUGUGGCAUAUAUUAUGCAAGGUACCUGAGAAGUUUAAGGGUGUUACUGAUUAUGAUAGUGCAUGCCUUGAGUUUAAAGCUGUAAUAUAUGAUAGCUUAACCAUUGAGAUGUUUGAGAGAAAUUGGAAUGAGUUUGUGGUGAAGCAUGGGUUGGAAAGAAAUGAAUGGCUUUCCAAACUAUAUGUUGAUAGGAAGUAUUGGGUUCCAAUUUAUCUCAAUCACACAUUUUGGGCUGGAAUGGUUUCGACUCAAAGGAGUGAGAGCAUGCAUGCCUAUUUUGAUGGGUAUGUUAACUCAAUGAGCACACUAAAGCAAUUUGUGGAGCAGUAUGAGAUUGCAAUGUGUGACAAUAAUGAAAAGGAGUUCUAUGCUGAUUUCAAAUCAAAAAACACAGUUGUAAAUUGCAUAUCUGUUUUUGAAUGGGAACAACAGUUUCAAAAGGCAUUUACUAAUUCAAUAUUCAAGCUCGUUCAAGAGGAGAUUAAACGAAUGUGGUAUUGCCAUGUCAUUCAGCCAACUGAAGAGGGAGGCGUGAAGCAGAUAAUGAGCCAGGAAUUGAGAGAAAUAAAAUUAUGGAGAAAUCCACAAUCAACAACUGGUUUCGUAGGGAGUUUGUUUAUGAUGUAG
Hevea brasiliensis (rubber tree) is the source of this 1563-nucleotide messenger RNA. RefSeq names its product protein FAR-RED IMPAIRED RESPONSE 1-like. The transcript is spliced from 3 exons. Gene Ontology annotation, biological process: regulation of DNA-templated transcription. The record is from RefSeq and is a predicted model, not a curated record. Lineage: Eukaryota; Viridiplantae; Streptophyta; Magnoliopsida; Malpighiales; Euphorbiaceae. The coding region runs from base 1 to 1563 and encodes 520 amino acids.